Messenger RNA from Aplysia californica (California sea hare), 928 nucleotides. RefSeq lists its product as uncharacterized. The record is from RefSeq and is a predicted model, not a curated record. NCBI's taxonomy places the organism in Eukaryota, Metazoa, Mollusca, Gastropoda, Aplysiida, Aplysiidae.
UUACCACAACCCUACCUGCAAACUGCAAUGCACUGUUUGGGGUUCAAAUCUUUCCAGAAUAGAACUCAUGAAAAUUCAUCCCAGUGGACGAACCACGCCUCUUGACUACUGGAGUUACACUGUAAGAGAGACACAGUACGGUUUCUUCAAGAGAGUGGAGGCCGCCGUUCCCUCGUCCCAGCACACUAGCCAUAGGUACCAGUGUGAGGCUUGGGACAGUCUCGGUCAGCACAUCUCUCGGAACUACACACUACAACCUUUCCUCAAGGCGCGGAUCCUGGAGGACAAGUCGUCCCUCGUUAGGGACGGAGAGAUGAUGGCCAAUCUGACGUGCACAGUCAUCGGUGACCCUAUUACCAACAUAACUUUUGACUUGGGGUACACCUUCAAGUAUCUCGAAAACCAGCCCCCAGACGAGAUAAUGUACGCACCGGACGGCACCACAGUGGCCGUGAAACAGGUCGUCUAUGACGACGGGGACGAACACGGGUCCUCUGCGGAGAGCAAAGGAGUUCUGUCCCUUUCUUCUUGUACCGUGACACAGAAUGUUCUCGGAAGAAAAGAAUAUCCAAACACUGCAACAUACUUUUACCCUUCGCCUUAACUCUUUGAGGUAGCGCUGGGCAAUGAGUCGUUUUGGUAAAAUCCAGAUAAUAUGUUAGGGCAUCUCUUCGGCAAUAUGUUAUGAACCGCUUUGGAAAAUGGGUGUUAUAACCACUUCAACAAUACUUAAUGGGUGCAGCUACUUCGGUAAUGGAGUUAGGAACGAGAGUUCAGAGUCAGGAUUCGGAUAAUGUUUCAUUGUGAAUUACCCUGUUAUCCGGAUAGUUUAUUCGGAUUUUGCUUACCAAAUAUUACUUGGUAGCGGACACAAAUCGUUGAUCAGCUGCUGUUCAGAUGUUCUAAAUAAACGCCAAAUUUCAAUGUU